Theileria equi strain WA is the source of this 1551-nucleotide messenger RNA. RefSeq lists its product as hypothetical. Lineage: Eukaryota; Apicomplexa; Aconoidasida; Piroplasmida; Theileriidae. The transcript has a single exon. The record is from RefSeq and is a predicted model, not a curated record. The coding region runs from base 1 to 1551 and encodes 516 amino acids.
AUGAAGAUAAGCUCUGUGUUAUCGCUGCUUUCUGUAGGAAGUUUAGCCGUCCUUGCCAAAACCAAGGACGGGAUUACCCUAACCGGAAUCGAUCUCGAUGAGCCCAAGCAUAUUAACAAGUGUGAAGAUGGCAAGUGCCAAGAAAACGUUACAUGUCCAUGUGCAAAUGACCAUAAGCAAGAGUUAGUAGAAGAUGUGGCAGAUGCAGAACCAAAGGACGAUGUACCUAAAAAUAUAACAGUUCCUAAGAAGGAUUCAAGCAAAGAACAAGGUGAUCUCUCACCAGAAGCCCUUAAAGAGUUAUCCGUACUUAACACCCUCAUCAAAGAUGAUGAAAAGGAGAUUACUCCUGAAGAAGUUGUAUCUGUUGAUAAGAGAGGAGAACUCGAUGUUAUCAAGGAAUCUCCAAAUGUUCCCCAAGAAGACAAGGAGCCGGAACAAGAUGAAGAAGAAGAAGAUUCUGGAAACUUGGAGUCUGAACCAGAACCAAAAGAACCAAAGCACCAAACAAGGUCAGAAUCACAUAGAUAUAAGCACGUACAUGAGUAUGAAUACUUGCGCAUAAGUGACAUGAAUAGUGAACCAGUUGAAAAGGUGAAGCAUAGAGAGUAUAAGAUUAAACCAAAUGGCGAAAUCGAGGAUAUUAUAAGAUCAGAUAAAGAAGAAACAAAAACAGUAGAGCAUAGCACUCCAAAGGACGAUAAGAUACCCACUCCCACUGACGAGGUAACUGAAACACCUGAGGAUGAUGAAGCAUCUGACGACGAAAGUAACAGUGGCAAUAGUGUUAAUGAUUUUGUUUCAGCACUAAAAAGCGCUGUUCCGGCAUUGAACACUACUGACGAUGUAGAGUUAAAAAAGGAUGCAAAGGAUCUUCUUUCACAGCCAUUCAACAUAAAGGAGGUGCUGGAUGCCGUUCCAACUGAGAGAUCAGGGAACUCCCCUACAGCUAAAAAUGCUCAAGACGGAGAUGUUUCCGAGGGAGGCGCAUUGAGAGGACUCAAGUCUAAGAAGAGGAAAAGCAAAAAGGCCAAAAAAUCCAAGAGUAAAAGCAAGAAAGCUAAGAAGAACAAUAAGAAAAACAAGAAGGAUAAGAAAGAGAAAAAGGACAAGAAGAGAAAGGAGAUCAGAACUAAACUAGAAGCACUUAGGGAGCAAGAAGAUAGGCUACAGGAACAGCUAGAACAAGAAAAGGAAAGGAUCAGAAAUGCAGAGGGACUCGAGGAAAAGGAGAAGAGUGAAGAAAAGAGAUUAGAAAGGGAACUGGAAAGAUGCAGGAAGAAUAUUGAAAAGCUUGAAAAGAAGCAAAAGAAGGAAGAAAGGAAAGAGAGACAGAGGCUAGGAAAGGAGAAAAAGAAGGAACUUAGGAGGGAAAGGAAGAGACUAGAGAGAGAAGAAAAGAAAAUCUUGGAUGAAGAAGACGAAGAAGAGGAACUAAAAAAUAGAAGGAAAAACGAUUUAGAUGACGAUGAGGGACAAAACGGACGGGACUUUCCAAAUUUUGACGAUGACUCUGAUCAGGAUUGUGAAGAUGGCUCAUGUGACUCAUAA